Messenger RNA from Moneuplotes crassus, 1226 nucleotides. Lineage: Eukaryota; Ciliophora; Spirotrichea; Euplotida; Euplotidae. The record is from the annotation of a GenBank genome assembly.
GAAAAUGGAGUUAAGAAGAGCUAAUGUUAAUCAAUCAGGAGAUGUCAGUGGCCAUAACAAAGUCAAACUCAGACUGAAAGACAUCGCUCGGAGGAGCAAGAUGAAAUUUCAGAAGAAUUAUAGUAGAAAUCAAAAUAACGAAUACGAAAAUCAAAGCCUUAGUGGUAGCUGACACAAUGAAUUUAUGGAGAAAUACAAGAAGCGGCUAAAAUCUUUUAACUCUAACCAAAAAGUACAUAAUGAAUAUGAGUCUCUUAACAAACCUCAGAUCAGCAAGACUCUUCAUAAGAAAUAUUUAUUGAAAAAUAUGAAAUUUGGGAAGCCAGCUAGAAACAACUCAUCAGUUAUACUUAAAAGAACUAAGCAGCGUCAUUUCGCAAGUGAAAUCGAUUAUUCUGAUGCUAAGAGCAUUAUCUCUCAAACUAGGCUUGGCUUGAAGCAGAAAAAUAAUAUAUUAGGCUCCGAGAAACGCAUGAGAAGGAGUAAUAGUGUUAUUAAGAAACGUCCAGGAGGUCUUUUUGAUAAAAACUUGCCAAGACUAAAUCAAUCCCAAUUAGAUCAUCCUCUUGCUGAUGAUGAAGAUUUUGUUAAGAAAAAUGCUAUUGAUGCCCUCAAAAAUAUUGAUAGACUGAUUCGAGAAGAUCUCAAAUGCUCUUCAUGCGGUGAAAUUUUGGAAAAACAUGAAGUUGAAUUUAGUAAACAAAUGCAAAUUUACCAAGAUGAACCAGAAACUUCUGAACAAAAGUUAAUUUGUAGCAGAUGUGUUUAUAAUAUGCUGUUAAGCCAAGAUAUCAGGGAUGGUCAGCCAAGUAGUCUGGUACUGAAUAUUAAGAAAAAUCCAAAGCCAGUUCAGAAAGAGACUGUCCAGACUCCUCAUGAAGCAAAUUUUAUAAAAUAGGGUAAACACUGAGCGGAAGUUGCCUUCAAUUAACAAAAAGAUUAUGGAAACCCCUAAAAAGGGUCAAGAGGAUGUAAAUUAUUCAUUGAUAAUUUCCAAAAAGUUAAGCCAGAAGCAUGACCUCUUCGGACCACCAGAAGAUUACAAAAUGAAUAUCACAUCGACCAACAGAGAUUUAUACCAGGAGAUUCCGAUGAGUUCUGAAAAUAUGUACAACCCUCUUCGUAAGAAGAAGACGGAUUUGUCAAAUUAUAUUGAUGCGUUUUUCAAACUUCAUUCUAAGAGUUAGACAAGUGUUAAUGAUCUUCUUGUUAAUAUGCUUCAAUUG